CUGCCUGGUCAUACCAGCCCCUUGCUACCAUCUUAGCUGUCCUCUUCUCGCACCGGGGCUUUCUCUCACCCAUCUCCGCCAUACACGAGAGCUACUACCAGCCUAGUGAGCUCAGACUCUAUCUGCCCAUCGGCAUCUCGGCACACGACUGUGGCUUCUGGCUACUUCCGCUGCUGCUCCCGCUUCACACGAUCAAGGCUCACCUCUGCUCAGGAUUCACAUCGCCUGGCCGAGCGUCUCUCUGUGAACUGUAUCCUCCCAGGACCCGGUUGCGGAUGCCUCCGAUUAUAUUUUACCAUAGCAGCUCGCUAGUGAUCUGACAGACAGCAUCACCACCCUGCCAAUCUCGCCACCAUGAAGUUCUCCAAGACGUAUCUUCAGACCAUGACGGAUCCCUCCUUUCCAAAGGAAUGGAGGGAAAAGGGUCUCGAGUACAAGGAGCUCAAAAAGCUCAUCAAUGGAGUCGUUGCUGAGUUGGAGUCACUCGGGCUCAGCGCAGACGUCUUGCGAGACUUGCUGGAGCCGCCGGAGCAGGCGCAGGCCAGCGUCGAUAGUACUGCUUCAGCUCAGUCCACCUCUAAGAGCACAUCGUCGCGCAAGAGGCCAACGUCUUCUGGAUCAAAUGCAUCCGAGACUGGGCCUGGGUACAGGCAUCGUAGCGCAAGCAGUGAGGGCAGCCAUGCUAGCCAUGACACAUCUGAUUCCGAGGGCCAAGACGAUCUCAGCAGUAGCCUUGUGGCCGGCCUCGCUCGGCUCUCCACAGGAAGACCAGCUCCUUCGGGCUUCGUGGACCCCCUCAGUCCGCUGAUGGAGGAGGAGGAAGCCAGAAGGAGGAGCGUCGAGCAGGCAAUGAAUGUUCCGCCCUUCACCCCGGCCGAAGCCAUGCCCCCAGCUGCUCUCCUCCCAACAGAACAGGCAGUUCGACCUUCGCCUGCUGGAGAAUGGCUUUCUUCCAUCUCUCAUCCUCAUCAUCACCUGCAUGCUCCUCCGUCGGACCCUCACGCAUCCACUAGGGGCAAGAAGCGCUCGAAGCGGUCUCCAUCCCCCGUUGGACUCAAUGCAGAGCUUGGGUCAAGAGAGGGAUCGGAGGAGAGUGCAGCCGGACCUUCACAGCAAAAGGCUAGGCAUUUAGGUGUAAGCGAUGAGGACCGUACUCAUCUGUUCCGUGCAAGUCCUAUGGCUAUGUUGGGCAUACCCAGACAGGCGGAUACAACAUUCGAGAGAGAUUCAUCAGCCGACCUUAACGAUGGCGAAGCCAACCUAGCCUCCACCUCGCCGAGCUCAAGCUGGCGGCUAGGCAAGAAGGAUCUUGAACAGCUACGUCGCAACAGUCACAGCGCACCUGGUCGACCUUCUUCCGCCGGCAAAAGACAAGGGAGCGCGACGGGCGCAGAAGAGGCUCUUGAGACUGAAGCUGAUGAUGAGCGACACGAUUGGGGUGGCCAUGCAUGGAGGGAGAGGCAAGGGCUGGGCUGGGAUGCAACCCAGAAGGCAGCAGGCAACGUCCAACGGACUGCUGCACAGAAUGGGAACGGUUCAUCGCCUGUCCCAGGCUCCAAGCAAGGCAGGUGGGUCCAAGGAAAGGACGGCCGUCGGGCUAGGGCCGAGUAUGAGCUGGCAGGGACACCGGAGCAUCCAACCCCUCGCAUCAAACUGAUCAUCGAGUCUCCAGUCAAUUCAGACGACGAGAGCGAGGAUUCCGCCGGAUCAAGCGACGAAGGAGACGACGAUGAUGGCCGUAUCACCGAGCUACCGCCCUCUCUCCCUGGCUCGCGUCGUCCAUCGACAGACCAGCCGGCGGUCAUUCCUCCUAUAGCAGUUGCCAAUGAAGACACUUCCGCUGACAGCGCGCCUCAGCAACCUCGGAUGAAGCGGACCAGGGAGAUCAUCAUCCCACUCACGGCCGAUACAGAAUUCCUGGAUACAUUGACUGCCUCUCUGACGAAGCUGUCAGAGCUGCAAAAGAGUCAGAAAGACACAUUUGUGACCUCGACGGAGGAUCUUUGUGCAUCGGUUGCUCGAGCCGCCAGUCCUUACGCAACCAAGAAUGAUCUCUACGUGUGGAGGGAAAUCUUCCAGCUCUGGGUGGACAUGCAGAUCUUUGAAUCGCAGCGAGAAAAGGAUCGUGGAGAGCUGAGCGUUGACGAGUCAGAGGCAAGGCUGCAGCGAUUCGCACAAGAAUUGGCCAAGCGAGGCUGGCUGGCUGAAAGUGCCAUGCCGUCGUCGCCCGGAGGCAGCAAGAUCAAACUCUCGAGGUCUAAAGAGGCAAUGCAACAAGCCCUGACGGUAUCGAUGAAGUCUUCAAAGUCAGCGUCUGCCGUGGAAGACUUCUUGCGGCUGAACCUGGCGCUGCUGGACGUCAAGAAAUUCCAGCGAGUCAAUGUAGAGGCGGCGAGGAAGAUUCUCAAGAAGCACGACAAGCGUACUGCUCUCACUGCUAGCUCUGGUCUGCGCGACUUUGUGCGACAGCAGGAAGCAGCCCGUGCCUUUACAACUGCCAUGGGAGGUGCGGCAGCAAUGAUGGGUGGUGCUGGCCUCCCGGCCGAGUCGACAGGCACCCUUGUUGCGCCAGCCUACGGUACACAUCCUUCGCUAGCAGCGUUGCUGCCGUCAUCUACGACUGGCCUGCUUUCCGAGUCACUCCCACACAUCCUCCUCUCCCUCCUGACCACGACUCUCCUACCCAUCCUGCCAAGCGUAGACGACUACUCCUGCGCCAUCUGCACCGGUCUAGCCUGGCGCCCGAUCCGCCUCGACUGCUCCCACCUCUUCUGCAUCCGCUGUCUAGUCAAGCUUCAAAAGGCAGGAAAGAAACACUGCCCCCUCUGUCGCGCUCCCGACGUUGUCAUGUCGGCCGACGGACGCAACAUGGACGAGGCGACUGUGAAUAUGCUUCGCAUGUGGUUCCCGCAUGAGGUGAAUGAAAAGGAGCAGGAGAAUGAGAGUGAUAGGAAAAAGGAGGAACUGAGCGAGUUGGGCAUACGUAGUGAGGGAAAGUGUGUGGUGAUGUGAUCAGGGUAGCAAAAAGAUGUAAGGUGAUGAGGAGGAGUCGGGUGAGAAAAAUCCCUGCAUAUAGCGCAUCAUGGUCCAAUUUGUAUCUAUCUUCACCUCACGGACAUGACAGUCAACCUUCUCUGUCUCUGAAGCAGCUCGAUCGCCAUCGUAUGUCAAAAGGUCUGACUCUCCAUUGUAACUAUCCAUCGAAAGACGAUCCGCCUAGUCUCUCUCUGUCCCUCAAGCGCACCGCGCAACCCCCCCUCUCCGCCAGUCCGGUCUGUGACCGACGGAAGGCCGCCGCCCAAAAAGGCUGCAAGCAACGUGAGCUCCUCU
This is a messenger RNA of Microstroma glucosiphilum, 3330 nucleotides long. RefSeq lists its product as hypothetical. Gene Ontology annotation, molecular function: metal ion binding. The coding region runs from base 355 to 3012 and encodes 885 amino acids. The transcript has a single exon. NCBI's taxonomy places the organism in Eukaryota, Fungi, Basidiomycota, Exobasidiomycetes, Microstromatales, Microstromataceae. The record is from RefSeq and is a predicted model, not a curated record.